Molecule: messenger RNA, 868 nt
Organism: Parasteatoda tepidariorum (common house spider)
Lineage: Eukaryota; Metazoa; Arthropoda; Arachnida; Araneae; Theridiidae
Source: RefSeq, a predicted model, not a curated record
AAAAGUAUUCUAUAAGUAAAAGUUAAACGUUCGUCUAAUAGCCAUACUAUUUUUUCUGGAAUCGAAUAUGAAAAUUAUUAUUUUUCUAUCUCUUUUCUCAUUGGCUUGGACUACCGAAGUCCAUCAUGACCCUAUGAUCAAUGAGGGGAUGUUUGAGGGAGAUAUGUUGGGAGUAGAAGUUGAUGAGGAUCGAAAUGCUAUACCCCGUGAUUCGCAGAGAUGGCCGGGCGGAGUUGUGCCUUAUUUCAUAUCUCCUGAAUUAUCUAGAUUAACAUCAGAAAUCCGAAGAGCCAUGAAACAUAUUGAAGACAGCACAUGUAUACGUUUUGUUGAAAGAACCAACCAAGAAGAUCACAUCAAAAUUUUUAGGGACAGUGGAUGUUACUCACAUUGGGGAAGAAUAGGAAGGCAACAACUUUUAUCUUUGGGAUAUGGUUGCGACCCGUUUGGAACAAUUGUGCACGAACUCUUGCACGCUAUCGGUUUCGAACAUGAGCACAAUAGAUCUGAUAGGGAUGAAUAUUUGAUUAUUAACUGGCAAAAUAUCGAAAAUCAAUGGUAUUACGCUUUCGAGAAGUUGGCUCCACAACAAAAUAGGCUCCUAUCUUCCUUUGACUUCAAGUCCAUCAUGUUGUAUGGAAGCAAUUCAUUUGCGAAAGAGAGAGGCAAAUACAGUAUGACAGACAAAAGUGGUGGAGUAUUAGUCCCAGUCCACAGAAAGGAUGCUAUGUCUGCAUCAGAUAUUUAUAGAAUUAAUAAACUAUACGAAUGUAGAGUUUAGAGAAAUACAUUAAUGUUUUGCAAAAUAUGUAAGAAUUGUUUUGUAAUAUGUAAGAUGAGACUUGCACUAAAAUGAAAGUUAUUAAGA